UCAACAUCGAUCCCAGACUGUCAUUCGCCGCUCAUCGCAGUCCCGCUACCGCCAUCAUGUCUCAAUUUCGGGCCGCAAAGCUCGACAUUGGCUGCUUUGCCAAGAUCCGCAAUAUUCGCGACCACACGAAGCGCAAGGUCUUCGCUGAGAACGAGCCUGAACGACAAGCCCUUCGAUACAUCAUCCGCAAUACCACAUUACCACAGCGUGUGCGUGCGCAGGCCCAGCUUCAGCUCUCCCAAAUGCACUGCUACACACGGUUCACACAGAUCAAGAACAGGUGUAUAAUGGGAGGAAAGGGACGAGGUAUCUUCAGUGAUUUCAGGCUUGGACGUUAUCAAUUCCGACAAAACGCGCUUGCUGGAAACCUCCCAGGUGUAAAGAAGGCAAGCUGGUAGACGGAUGUAGGCGAAGGGUUGUGAUAUGUGUAUACUACUGCAGGGCGAACAAAUGCAUUGGGCCGGCGUUCUUUUUGCAAAGUUGAAGACUACAACGGCGUGUCAGGUUAUCGAGCUCCACUUGACGUCAGAUGAGAUGCUCCUUCCCUUCGUUUGCUCUCUCACCUCUUGCGGUAGCAGCAAACAGCAGUCUGCGGGACAACAAACUCACCCGGCAACGUAAAAAAUCCAGGCACCGUCGCAGCAAUCUUGCCCUCUGACACUAAAUUCAAC
Macroventuria anomochaeta is the source of this 671-nucleotide messenger RNA. RefSeq names its product glucocorticoid receptor-like (DNA-binding domain). Bases 57 to 398 code for a protein of 113 amino acids. Gene Ontology annotation, biological process: translation. The transcript has 3 exons. Lineage: Eukaryota; Fungi; Ascomycota; Dothideomycetes; Pleosporales; Didymellaceae. Gene Ontology annotation, molecular function: structural constituent of ribosome. The record is from RefSeq and is a predicted model, not a curated record. Gene Ontology annotation, cellular component: mitochondrial small ribosomal subunit; ribosome.